Molecule: messenger RNA, 2787 nt
Organism: Amaranthus tricolor (Joseph's coat)
Lineage: Eukaryota; Viridiplantae; Streptophyta; Magnoliopsida; Caryophyllales; Amaranthaceae
Product: alkaline/neutral invertase E, chloroplastic-like
Exons: 7
Coding region: 442-2370 (642 amino acids)
Biological process (GO): sucrose catabolic process
Cellular component (GO): chloroplast
Molecular function (GO): endo-alpha-N-acetylgalactosaminidase activity; sucrose alpha-glucosidase activity
Source: RefSeq, a predicted model, not a curated record
UCCAAGCUUAUUGGAGCCGAGUUUCAGCAAUUAUCUGUACAUGUCAAUUAUCAUUCGUGCCUUUGUUUCUGGUAUUCCCUUUGGCCUUGUUCUUAUUGCAUUUCCUUUUUUGAUGAUCUUUAAUCCUCAUAUUCAUGUUCAUCUAUAGCAUUAAGCAUAUACAAGCUUGUUUAAUGGUUAAUUUCAUGUUUUUUCUAAUGAUUUCCAUUUUCAUUUCUCUUUUUAUCGCCUCUGAUUUCAUGGAGGAUAUUGUUUAUCGAUUUCCAGAUAAACUCUUUGGUGCUUUUCGUUCGAGUUUAGAAGACUAUUUUGCUGAACCAUUUCUACUGUUCACAGUUCAACAAUAACAGGGUUCUUGAUUAAGGCUCAGGACUUUAUUCACUCCAGGUUUCUGUUUAAACCUUAAACAAGGAUCUUUGGCUUUGUACAUAUAAUUCAUUAAUGGCUACUUCUGAGGCUCUUAUGCAAACUUUCUUUGGCACGGUACCGCAUUGUCUUAGUUCAACUACCUAUUUAAGCAAAUUAGAUUUAUCCGCCUUUCCUAAAUCUCGUAGAAUAUGUGUUCUGAAAAGGGGUUUAAGAUGUGCUCAAGCUGUGAAAUUUACCAAUAUGCAAAAGGUUAAAAUGGGAUUUGGAUAUCUAAGAGGGCGACGCUGCUUGUAUGGAACUGCAAUGCGUGGUGGGCAAUGUAAGUCUGUUGUCUUCUGCGUUGAACCUGCUGAGAGCGUUAAAGGUUCAGCUGAUGUGGAUGUUAAUGGUACUUGGUAUCUUGAUAAUGCAAAGGAGCUUCAUACAGUUAAUACUGUGAUGAAUGGGUCAAAUUCAAUGGAAGAUGUGCAGCCGUUAUGCAGUGAAGUAUCGGCAGAGAGCAAACACGAUGCGAGUUACAAUGUGAGCAUCGACCCUAUUGAGGAGGAAGCAUGGGAGCUUUUAAGAGAAUCUGUUGUCAGCUACUGUGGUAGUCCAGUAGGAACAAUUGCUGCUAGAGACCCUACAAGUUCGGAUGCCUUGAAUUAUGAUCAGGUCUUUAUUCGUGAUUUUAUUCCUUCUGGAAUAGCUUUUCUUCUGAAAGGGGAGUAUGAUAUCGUGCGUAACUUCAUCCUACACACACUUCAGUUGCAGAGCUGGGAGAAAACAAUGGAUUGUCAUAGUCCUGGUCAAGGAUUGAUGCCCGCUAGUUUCAAGGUUCGCACUGUUCCUUUGGAUGGUGAUGAUACUGCAACAGAAGAGAUUUUAGAUCCUGAUUUUGGAGAGGCAGCUAUUGGACGCGUCGCACCUGUUGAUUCUGGGCUUUGGUGGAUUAUACUAUUGCGUGCCUAUGGAAAAUGCUCCGGAGAUCUGUCUCUUCAAGAAAGAAUUGAUGUUCAGACUGGAAUUAAGAUGAUCUUAAGAUUAUGUCUUGCAGAUGGUUUUGAUAUGUUUCCAACCUUGUUAGUCACAGAUGGUUCAUGUAUGAUAGAUCGUCGGAUGGGAAUUCAUGGACAUCCUUUAGAAAUACAGGCAUUGUUUUAUUCUGCGUUACUUUGCGCUCGUGAAAUGCUUGCUCCAGAGGAUGGAUCAGCAGAUCUUGUACGUGCAUUGAAUAAUCGUUUGGUAGCAUUAUCAUUUCACAUCCGAGAAUAUUAUUGGAUUGAUAUGAAGAAAUUGAAUGAGAUUUAUCGUUACAAGACUGAAGAAUACUCUUUUGAUGCUGUGAACAAAUUUAAUAUAUACCCUGAUCAGAUUUCUCCUUGGCUGGUUGAAUGGAUGCCCAAAAAAGGAGGUUAUCUGAUUGGUAACUUGCAACCAGCACAUAUGGAUUUUCGGUUUUUUUCUUUAGGUAAUCUUUGGUCUGUGGUAAGUGGCCUUGCUACGACCGAUCAGUCCCAUGCGAUUUUGGACCUCAUUGAAGCCAAGUGGAAAGAUCUUGUGGCUGACAUGCCUUUGAAGAUCUGUUAUCCUGCUCUUGAAGGUCAGGAAUGGCAAAUUAUCACUGGUUGUGAUCCCAAAAACACGCCCUGGUCCUAUCACAAUGCUGGCUCCUGGCCAACAUUGCUUUGGCAGCUCACCGUUGCAUGUAUGAAAAUGAAUAGACCAGAAAUAGCAAUGGCAGCCGUUCAAGUAGCCGAGCAACGCUUAUCACAGGAUAAAUGGCCUGAAUAUUAUGACACAAAAAGAGCAAGGUUUAUCGGUAAACAAGCCCGGUUGUUCCAGACAUGGUCGAUUGCAGGAUACCUUGUUGCUAAGCUACUCAUCGCUGACCCUAAUGCAGCUAAGGUGCUUAUAACGGAUGAGGAUUCUGAACUUCACAACGCCAUCACGUGCAUGGUUGGUUCUAACCCAAGAAGAAACCGCGGCCCAAAAAGUGCAAAGAAGACGUACAUUGUAUGAUACAAGAUUAUUUAUCAUCUUGCAAGUUUUUUUUUACAGUGCUAGAUGUUCUGCACAUUGCCAAGACAUCAACUACGAUACCUGCUGGUGAAAUACAGAGGCGUUCACAGUUUUUUGUGUUGAAUUGUCCUUUACUCCAUCGAUUUCAUUUGGUUUCCGAGUUUUAUCCAUUAUUACUCGGCCGUCCUGCUUGUGGAUGGUACGAUUCAUUAAAUAUGAGUAUAUAACUGGGGCAUAUUCCCAGAUUACCUGUAAUUAUGUGUAGAUUUGGAUGUGCAAUCCAGAGGAUAUACAUGGUUUUUUGUAAACAUGUUCUGCUAUACAUUUUCUGGGCAAUGUUGAAUUGAGUUGGUACAUCACCAACUUAACAAGAUUUUCUUUGAUAUUUUAGUCGACGAAAUACCCUAUUUUUCUGCA